This is a messenger RNA of Exophiala viscosa, 1554 nucleotides long. RefSeq lists its product as uncharacterized. Lineage: Eukaryota; Fungi; Ascomycota; Eurotiomycetes; Chaetothyriales; Herpotrichiellaceae. The coding region runs from base 1 to 1554 and encodes 517 amino acids. The transcript has 5 exons. The record is from RefSeq and is a predicted model, not a curated record.
AUGGCCUGUGAGGUGAGCGCCAGUACAGGUUGCGAAGCUUAUCACGCCAGAACACGAUAUGGAUUGCUAUCCGCGGAUGCUGAAUACCAUGGGUCGUUGUUAGCAAUUCUGACAAUAGUACUCGUGGGUGUUUCAUUGUUGGUGGUUUUAGUGCGAGGUAUAGCACGAUAUCGAAUCAGUAAGCUUGUUGAAGCCGCUGAUAUCCUACUGCCUUUGGCUCUGGUCUUUGCCCUCCUGCAAAGUGCUUGUGUGCGAGUAGCUCUAUCGAGUGGCCUGGGCAGCCAUCUCGACUCCUUAACAGCGGAUCAGAUAUCAUUAUAUGAAAAGCUGAUCUAUGCUGGAAAUCUCCUGUUUCAAGCCGUACUUUCUUUGACGCAAGUCAUUGUGGUCCUGCUCAUAAAACAUGUCGAACCGCAGCGACCUGUUCGAAUUGGCUGCAACUGCCUCCUCGGCCUUAUUGCAGUGUAUUCUGCCCUCGCCCUCUCAGUUCUUGCGUUUCAAUGUACCCUUCCCACUCCGUGGGUAGUUGCCACGAACAGAUGCGUGGACCGCGAAACCUUCCUAACCGCCUUCAUCGUCGCUAGCAUUGCCAUCGACGGUAUCACCCUCAUUCUCCUCAUCAUCAUGAUGUGUAAAGUGUCCACAUCCCGAGAUAAAAAGAUAUUUGUCUGCGCUCUCUUCGGCACGCGGCUGGCUUUGCCGAUAGUGACUGUACCACAAAUAUACCAUCUUCAGGCAGUGAUUGUAUCAAAGGACCCGACAUGGGAUUUGAUCUCCUUCCAGACAUGGGUACAAAUCGUCAUGAAUCUGGGCGUCAUUACCGCGUGUCUACCCUCUCUGGGACAUGUGAUGUGGGAAAUGUGGACAUUCGGGACAACCUUGAGAUCAAGUUGGUCCGGUCAAAGUGGCAAGUCAAAAGAUUUUGGCCACGAACUUGAAAUCGAGCAUGCUCCCCCAGUAUACCAGGAAAAGCCUCACCACAUCGAUUCGCCCGGGCCAGCGUUCUAUGGCGAUGAGAAAGAGGACUGGACCGAGCACAUUCUGUCCAGGGUGUACUCCAUCGGCAGAUCCGAUUCGACCCAAGCGGUUGUCGGUGAGCACAAUGUUCGUCAGCACAGCUUUGGUGGGCACAGGGAGCUUCCAGAGGUGCAACUUCCACGAACCGCACACCCCGCAUAUCCUCCUCCAAGACGACAACUCCAUGGUUAUCGUCUUCCAGACGUUUUGUCUCCCGUUAUUGAACGGUCUCCAUAUAUCGAAGGGAUGACACCACAGAUGCCCGGUCAGCACUGGAACCCAAACUACGACCGGCCGCCAUACCCACAUAUGCAACCCGAGCGGACAGGACCACCGUCUUAUGCAGCAAGUUCCCUUUACGACGAAGACCCGUCAGAGAUCGAUUUCUCCGAGAUUGAUAUUGACAGCUAUUAUCUCGGGAACACUCAGACGCGGCCGACUCGGAGCGAGAUCGCGUUGCAGAGCAUGAUUGAUGAUUUGCAAAAGGAAAAUUCCACGGUUGAUCCCGCAAAGAGAUGGGAACAUGGCUGGAUUUGA